AUGUACCGCAUCACCGACGCCAUCUGCACUGACCAUCGCAAUCUCGAGGCCUACUAUGAUCGCAUUGCCGAUGCUCAGGACUCCGAUGAACAGACUCGGUAUCAAAAUCAAUUUACUUGGGAACUGGCUCGACAUGUUGUGGGUGAGGAGCUAGUGCUGGAUCCGGCGCUAGAAGCACAGCUGCCCGAUGGCGAUACAGGCGAAGAUCGCCAACAGCAGCACACGAUCAAAGAAAAGCUCGCGGUAUUUCAAAACCUGAGCUGCUCCGAUCCUCGCUUCAUUCCCACUUUGACGAUUCUCAUGGAAGAUCUCUCAGCCCACAUCCACAUCAAGGAGACGCGGGACCUCGUCAAACUCGAAGGUGCGAUUACCGCCGAGGAAAGUCAGCGCCUUGCCCGGUCCUUUGACCGCACCAAGUUCUUCGCCCCGACACGCGCUCAUCCCGGCUUGCCCGAUCGCCCCUACGUGACCGCGGCUGCUCUGAUAGCUGCCCCGCUGGAUCGUCUACAGGACCUAUUUCAACGGUGGCCGGAGGACGGAUUGACUCCAAUUCCGGACCUGGAAUAG
Messenger RNA from Penicillium cinerascens, 567 nucleotides. RefSeq lists its product as uncharacterized. Lineage: Eukaryota; Fungi; Ascomycota; Eurotiomycetes; Eurotiales; Aspergillaceae. Bases 1 to 567 code for a protein of 188 amino acids. The transcript has 2 exons. The record is from RefSeq and is a predicted model, not a curated record.